Messenger RNA from Micropterus salmoides (largemouth bass), 1203 nucleotides. RefSeq lists its product as uncharacterized. The transcript has 2 exons. NCBI's taxonomy places the organism in Eukaryota, Metazoa, Chordata, Actinopteri, Centrarchiformes, Centrarchidae. The coding region runs from base 163 to 936 and encodes 257 amino acids. The record is from RefSeq and is a predicted model, not a curated record.
UUCUUAUUAUAGUCCAAAUGGAGAAGUAAGAACAAGACAGCCACAUAAGUUGAUUCGAGUUACUGUCAUUGUCUCUGAGUUCAUUUACACAUCGUUCAUCUCAUCGUCAUCAAAACAAUUUUCUUCUUGGGACCAUAUCAAGAUCACCAACAAUACAUCAACAUGAAAGGCCUCAUCCUCGUGUUGUACAGCAUAAAAAUCCUGGGUGCACUAUUGUGUGGAGCUAAAAGCAUCACAGCACCUCCUACAAAUAAUUCCGACUCUGCCACUGUUUCAACUUCUGAAGUUACAUCCACCACUGCCAGUGUCAUGUCUAGCACCGGCAACCUGAUAACCACUGGGUUAACAACAAAAGUCUCCCAAUUCUCCACUAGGAGCACCACCACAUCUAGCCUGCUGCACACCACACCUGGCCUGCUGCACACCACCAUAAGUGCCAAUAAGAUUUUCAGGAAGGAAUGUCAUCCAAUAUUGAUUGUCUCUGGCGGACUGAUCGUAUUUUGUGCCAUUCUGCUAGUUUCUACUUUGUUGCUGGCGUGGAAGGUGUGUCAGUUGAGCAGACGCAUCAAGGCGCUGAGCAGCAACGCUGACCUGAUCUGCUACUCUGAACCCUUGAUAGAAAAUGCCAAGACGGACAAAAGCAAGUCAGAGACGGACGCCAAAGAGACCAACAUGUUAAUGACUGACGUUGUUCAAACACAGGAGGAGGUGGGAAAUGGCACCACCAAGGAAGAAGGAGGGAUUGUAAACAAGGAUGGACAAAUGGGAGAGGAGAAGAAGGAGGAGGAGGGAGCCAACAAUGAGGAAGCUUCAACCACACCUGAAACCGUUGCUGAAAAUUCAUCCUCCUCAAAACCACAAGAGGAGGCCCAGGCUACUAAAGCUGUGGCAGCUCCCUCCUCUCAGGGCACAGAGGAACCAAAGGAUGUGGUCUAGAGUUGUGUGUGUGUGUGAAGCCAAAGAGUUUCCUAAGCAACUGCAUUCACUUCCUUAUAUCUUUACAACCACCUUACUUUAAAUAGAGGAUACUUUUUUCAGCAGCUUUUUCUCUACAGUCAGUAACAACUAUGUGUGCCAAGUCUCUCAAACUUAGCACUGAGCGUUUCUUUUCUUUCUUUCAUUUUUUUGGUUAUAUAAUACAAUUGGUUGUAUUUCUCUGUUAUUUGUGUAUUUUGAAUAUUAAAAUAUAUAAAUAUAAAAAUA